Sphaeramia orbicularis (orbiculate cardinalfish) is the source of this 1903-nucleotide messenger RNA. It is a transcript of the gene coro2ba, whose product is annotated as coronin, actin binding protein, 2Ba. Gene Ontology annotation, molecular function: actin filament binding. NCBI's taxonomy places the organism in Eukaryota, Metazoa, Chordata, Actinopteri, Kurtiformes, Apogonidae. The coding region runs from base 197 to 1642 and encodes 481 amino acids. The transcript has 12 exons. The record is from RefSeq and is a predicted model, not a curated record.
UGGAACCUGUCUGUCCCCUCCUCCUCCUUCCUCUCUCUCUCUCUCUCUCUCUCUGUCUCUCUCUCUCUCUCUCUCUCUCUCGCUCUGCAUAUUCAGCAGAGCUGCUGCCCUGCUCUCUUCAUCACUCAGCCACUCCUGCGGCGUUUGCUCACUGCCUGAAGGGGACACCGGCCGGCUCCUCACCCACUGAUUCUGCAUGACUGUCACAAAGAUGUCAUGGCGUCCGACCUACCGAAGCUCCAAGUUUCGAAACGUCUAUGGAAAAGUAGCCAACCGGGAGAACUGCUUCGACGGCAUUCCCAUCACCAAAAACGUCCAUGACAACCACUUCUGUGCCGUUAACUCCAAGUUCCUGGCAGUCGUCACAGAGAGCGCCGGAGGGGGUUCCUUCAUUGUCAUACCUGUACCACAGUCUGGCCGUCUGGACUCUCAUUACCCAAAAGUGUGUGGCCACCAAGGAAACGUCCUGGACAUCAAGUGGAAUCCAUUCUUCGAAAACAUCAUCGCUUCCUGCUCUGAAGAUACGUCGGUGCGAGUAUGGGAGAUCCCAGAUGGCGGUCUGAGGCGCAACAUGACCGAGGCGGUGCUGGAGCUGUACGGCCACAGCAGACGGGUGGGUCUGAUCGAAUGGCACCCCACCAGCAGCGGCAUCCUUUUCAGCGCCGGCUACGACUACAAGAUCCUGAUCUGGAACCUGGAGAUCGGAGAGCCGGUGAAAAUGAUCGACUGCCACUCUGACGUUAUCCUCAGCAUGUCGUUCAACACAGACGGCAGCCUUCUGGCCACCAGCUGCAAAGACAAGAAGCUGCGCAUCAUUGAGCCACGCUCCGGCAGAGUCCUUCAGCAAGCCAGCUGUAAGAACCACCGCGUAAACCGAGUUGUGUUCCUGGGCAACAUGAAGCGGCUGCUCACCACAGGGGUUUCUCGCUGGAACACCAGGCAGAUCGCUCUGUGGGAUCAGGAGGAUUUGUCCAUGCCGAUGGUUGACGAGGACAUCGACGGCCUCUCAGGGUUGCUGUUUCCAUUUUAUGACGCUGACACACAUAUGUUGUAUCUGGCGGGAAAGGGUGAUGGCAACAUCCGAUACUUUGAGAUCACCACAGAGAAGCCAUACAUCCAGUACCUGAUGGAGUUCCGGUCCCCAGCCCCACAGAAAGGACUUGGUGUGAUGCCAAAGCAUGGGUUGGAUGUUGCAGCCUGUGAGGUGUUUCGCUUCUACAAACUGGUCACCCUUAAGGGCCUGAUUGAACCCAUUUCAAUGAUUGUGCCAAGAAGGUCGGACACAUACCAGGAGGACAUCUACCCCAUGACGGCUGGAACUGAACCUGCACUGUCUGCCAGCGAAUGGCUGAGCGGCAUCAACAGAGAUCCCGUUUUGAUGUCCCUGAAGGAUGGUUUCAACCGACCAAACCAGUUAGUGUUUAAAGCCCCAGUGAAGGAGAAGAAGAGCGUGGUAGUGAAUGGGAUCGACCUGCUGGAGAAUGUACCGCCCAGAACGGAGAAUGAGCUCUUGCGGAUGUUUUUUCGGCAGCAGGACGAGCUGCGGCGGCUGAAGGAGGAGUUGACCACCAAGGACGUGCGUAUACGCCAACUGGAGCUGGAGCUCAACAACCUGAAGAACGUUAGCCCCAACAACGUCUGACCUCUGACCCUCCUGGACUGGCAAGGCUGCUUCCUUUGCCACCACUUCUGACCUCCAAUAAGCUUCUGAGCCCCCCUCCCUCCUAUGUUUUGUGAUAAUUCACACAAUAUCAUAACUUAAUCCUUGCUGCCCUGCGUAGUGCGCACUAUAAUAUGAUACAUGUUGAAUAAAGGAAUAUUAUAGUAAUAUGUUUCAGUGGCGGCAAAGCAGUGUUUGUGCAUUGCCACCUUUUUAUUAAAGCAAUGAUAAGGUUGUUUCUGA